UUGAAUCGCAUUAACAUUAAAUAAUCAUGAGAUUGAUUGUGAGGUUAAUUAUUUUAAUCUAUGAAUACCGGUAGUCCUAAUAUAAUUUUUUACAUUUUGUUUGUAACUUUCUUAUAAUAUUUGUGGAGACAUUGCUCUUAGCUCAUGGCACAAAAAUGGCAAAAUGCCACCCAAAAAAACCAAACAAACAUAAGUAUUAAACUUUAUGUACACUGCACAGAGGCUGAAGUCAUUGAGCGUGUUCCCAUGCACGUUUAUACACCGAUUGUGCUUAAUAACUUAAAACAUGUAAGAUUGUGUAAAUAAAGUUUUUCUUUUAUCACCAAUUGGGGCAUGUAAAUGUUUUGCCCAUUACCCCGAUUUGCAUGUAAAAACCUUUACGGCAUUCUUAUCAGCUUAUCAAAUGUAAGCAAGUGUUGUGCACAUGCCAGAGAAAAAUAAAAUGAUUUCAAAUCUCAUGUAAAUGGUGGUUUCUUAUGAUUUAAUAAUUUUUUUUAAUCUGAGUUUUGGUAGUUAACAGCAUGUUGCUCUGCAUGUAAAAUGCUCAUUAUGAUUGGGAUCAGGCAGCUGACUCAGAAGUUACUUUGCAAGGUCUCACCUCUCACAGAAGAGGCCAAGAAAAGGGAUGCAAAGAACUGUCUACUUUAAGACAAUGGAGACAAUCGGCAUUUUACCAAAUGGAAAAUGAGAGGAGGGGAAAUUGACUAUCUGUUUCAAGGGACAUUUAAAUAAACCUGACUCAAGUCAGUAUGCAGAUACGUCUAGCCUGCUCCCCAGCUGUUUCCUGUUACUGAUUUGACAAACGCACGCGCCUACCCCCAGUGUUGACGGCUGCUCUCUGUAUCUCCAUACUUGGCUUAACCCUGGUUUGUGUGAGCUCUCUUUGCCACCCACAUAGAGUCUGUGUGUGUGCGUGAGUAUGGGUGUUUUCGCUUGUUUGUGUGUCCCAUGUGUUUCUUGCUGAAUUGCAUAUGUGCUCCUUUAAGACAUGCUUCUAGUUUGCAUCUUGAAAGUAUCUGAGUAACUUAUUAGUCACCAAGAGUGCUUUGAAAAGUUUGCUUGUAUGAUCCCUCCCCCUGUAAACUAUGACUCUUCCAAACUCUCAGGCUCAAUACUGUGAAUGUGUGAGCAUUCAGUCUUGUUGAGAAAGCACGUGUUAUUCAGUGACUUCCAGUAAAAGGAUUGUGUUACAGGCCUGUUAAAGUUUUUAUUACUCAUACUGAUUCAUGUGCUCCUGCAACACCAUUUGAGUGUAUGUAUGUGUGUUGAGCAACAAGCCAUGGGUUUCCUCAAAUUUUGGGAAGUGACCUCACUCAGCCUUUGGCAACACAUAGGCUGUGAUAUCACAGACAGGAAAUGCCACUAAUACCGGCAGACACAAUAGCUUUUUAUGCUUAAUGAACAAAGCAAUAAUGCUCAGCUAGCCUAUACAAAACAUACAGAAGCUAAGUCCAUUUUAAGUGUUCUAGACAUUUCACAUUUCAUACUAGUGGAAUGACACUCAUGUAAAGAAUAGUUCACCCUUAAAAAUGUAUUUAGUCAUUUACUCACCCAACCACUUGUUGUUUCAAACACAAAUAACUAGGGCUAUAUUUAUCGGGGGGAAAAAUCGAUAUCAAUGGAACUUUUGAGUAAUCUUCAAUAUUUAGCCUAUGUUCCACAUCUAGACGAUGGGAUCAGAUACGUCUUGAUAAAAUGCAGUCAAUUCGGCAAAGUUAUACACACGACUAGCUAACUGAAUAACUGUCAUGAAAUCAGCCUGUUAGGAAGGAUCAGCUGACUAGCGGCUAUAUAGCCCUGCUGUCAUGGAAUCCGGUAAUAAGGCUUGGUAGCCGCUAGCUAGUUAUUCAGCUAAUAUGGUAUUGUUGUGUACCGAACAUGACAACACUGAGAAUUCAAUACGGCUAUUGAUACUAUACAAUUUUUUUCAUGAUCUAUUGCACUGUAACAUCUGCUAAUUUAAAGGCAAUAAAGUGUUUCUUCCUGUGAUGUGUAUUGGCGGUUGGCAAUCCAGCUUAUGGUGCAUUACCACCACCUACUAAGCUGGAGUGUGGAGCAUCAGAAGAAAGUCUUUCGGUGGAGUCAAGUAUCAGCAGAAGAUGUUGAAAUUGGUGAAAUUUCAUCAAAAAGAGGUCACACGUACUUUAUGUAGAAUUAAAUACUGUAAAAGUAGCGGACCCUCUGGGGAUUACUUGUAAACAAAUAAGUUGUUUAAAUUUAUUCUUGAGGUCUAACAAACAAGUGGAAUGCAUUUCACCCUCAUUAAUUGUAGGAAAUGUAUGUAGUGAUUAAUAACAAUCUGAAUUUUUUUUUUUGAUGAAUCGCUCAGCUCUACAUAUGAAUGUCCAAGCUGCUUUCUCUACAACAAAUCGGCAAAAAGACGGACGACUCUCCCAGUCCAAAGAGACAGCGGCUUUCCCAGCAGUCUGUACUGGAGUUUCCCUCAGCCCCGCCUUCCACACCCUCGCCACCUAUACGACCAUGGGAGCUUCCACCCAGUCGCAGACCACUCCCUUAUCCCCACACACACUACCACCCAGAACGCUGCCACACACCUGCACGACACAGACGCAGUCCUCCAGUGCGGCGACAGCGUGGCCGGCGGGAGCGUAUAUCUCGACACCAGCCCCAUCAUGGUUCCCCUGGUGGUGGGCAGGACGAAAACUAUCGUCACCCUCCUCACCCACAUUCUCUUCAUCCUUAUGGCCAGCCACCAUCUCACCCUCCACCAGGCCUCGAUGAGCCCCGGGCCUUUCACCCCCCUACACUCUCACCACGGAUGUUGCAUCCUCCGCAGCAGGGAACCAUGGUGAUGGACCUCCAUGAACAGCUCCCUCAGGGUACGGUGCCAGUAUCAUACACAGUAUCUCCAGUACAGCCCCACGGUCUGCCUGCUCCCUUAUGUACGGGACAACAUAUCCCAGCAUGCUCCUCUCAGCAGCAGGUGCCUGCCUGUUCUGUGGUUUUCAGUGGACAGCAACACUACCCAAUCUGUAGCGUACCGGCUCCAAUGUUGCCAGCGUGUUCGGUGCAGCAUUUGCCGGUGCCAUAUGCGUUUCCCUCUCUUAUUUCCAGUGAUCCACCCUUCCUCCUUCAUCCUCCUCAUCUCUCACACCAUCCGCCCCACCUCCCCCCACCUGGACAGUUCUUACCCUUCCAGACACAACAAUCUCGAUCUCCACUGCAAAGGAUAGAGAAUGAGGUAGAGUUGUUGGGGGAUCACCUGUCUGUAGGUGGAGGAUUUAACUACCCUCACUCAGGGCAUCCCAGCCCUCUGCCCCCUUCCACCCCACUGCAGUUCCUCUCCCAUGAACCCCUGCCCCAGGAGCUCUUUGGAGUGCCGUAUCCCCACUUCAUGCCACGACGAAUCACAGGCCGUCGCUACCGCUCUCAGCAGGCAGUACCUGCACCUCCUUACCACGCAAGUCUGCUGCCCUACUUCCUAUCUGUUCUUCCAGUCCAGCCAACAGCAGUGGGUCCAGCCAUUAGCUUGGAGCUGGAUGUAGAUGAUGGAGAGGUUGAGAAUUACGAGGCUCUGUUAAACCUUGCCGAGCGUCUUGGAGAAGCAAAGCCUAGAGGUUUGACAAAAGCCGAUAUCGAACAGCUGCCUUCCUACAGAUUCAACCCCAGCAACCAUCAGUCUGAGCAGACUUUGUGUGUGGUGUGCAUGUGUGAUUUUGAGUCUCGUCAGCUGUUGAGAGUCCUGCCCUGUAAUCAUGAAUUCCAUGCCAAGUGUGUCGACAAAUGGCUCAAGGCAAACAGAACCUGUCCCAUUUGUCGAGCAGAUGCCUCGGAAGUCCAACGGGAUUCAGAGUGACACCCUUCACGGAUCACACACACACAUACAUGCACACCACUAUACACUUAUCUUAUUCUUUUACUCUGUUACAUUUAAAUUAACUUCCACAUGCAUAAUUACUACUCGCACACAGACACUGCUGCAAACAAUUCAUAAAAACUGUAUGCAUCAAAAUCAUUUAUUUGAUAUUCAUCUAUGGAAAAAAAUACAUACGUGUCCUUUUGGUUGUUUGAUCACUAAAUCUUUGAGUGGAAGUCCAAAGAUUCAUAUUAUCUUUCUGAUUAUGUUCUGGUUCUGAUAUUUUAUAUAUAUAUAUAUUAGUAUAUAGUUUAGUUCUCCCAUUUGGGUGUGGGUAUGUUGCAGUCAUGUGCGCGUGUUUGCGUGUGCGCGUGUUUGCGUGUUCGCGUGUGUGCGUGCGUGUGUGUGUGUACUAACAUUCCCAGCUAUGUGAGCACACUUUGGUGUGGUGGUCUUUACGAAGGUUAAUGUUGUGAGCAUGGGCUUUUAUAUUUUACCAACAAAUAUAGCUAUAUAUAAAUAUGUAUGUAUGUAUCAAUAUAGAGAGGAAAAUGACGAAAUUCCUAAUUUUUUUUUAAAGAAAAAAACAAUAUGGAAGUCUGUUUCUGUUUUUCCACAAAUGAAAAAGAUAGCAAAAGAUUCAAAUUCUAGCUAUACAUGAAGGGGGGCUAUCUAUACAUUUUGUGUAGGUCUUGUUUAAUUAUUAUUUAGCAGUCUUUAGAGAAAUGUGUGUGCGUGCACGCUUUUUUUGUGUGCUUUUGUGUGAAAGGGAUUGAAUUUGUGUGUAUUCGAGAAUCAAUUGUGUGUUAUUUAUCUCAUGUGUGUGGUACAGAACACUGGCUUGUCACUCUCACUUCUCGUCUGUGAUUGCCUGAGGAUGCGCACUGACAUGACUUGUGAUUGGUUCGGAGGGGCAGUGGAAUGUUAGAAGUUCUUAUUAGAUGUACUAUCUUAUAAGAUUGUUUCCCCUCCAUCCAUUCACUCAGUUUAUCCUGCUGCAACCUUUAUUCUUCAGUUUUCUUAUGCCGCCUGUCACAUUUUCCAAAUAUUUAUGCCAUCUGCAAAAAUCAAACAUACAAAUUUUGUUCAAUAGGAAUUCCAAAUGUAUAGCCUUGUCUUGCAGAUUUUGUAAACGCAGCACAACUCGAUAGAGAUGUGGGAUAAAACUAUGACCACUUUUCUCAUUAAACACUUAGGGCACAAUAGCACCAUUUUUAGUAUCAGGUAGUUUUCUAGACACCGAUUAAAGCCCGGUCUUAGCCUUAAGUCAUGCUUUUUUUAAAUGGCCUACCUGAGGUUUCAAAUUUGCCUGGAAAAUGUAACUUUGUAGCCAUGUUAUCCACAGCACCCUACAGUUAAGAAAAAGUAACUUUUAUUUUUAUAUUUUGAACAUCAUUUGGUUUCUUAUACCUUAAGAUUCAUCAUUUGGGGACUAUAUAUGUGUGCGUACAUACGCUGAAGACUGAGGUUACAUUGUAGCAUUUCUGUUUCUUUAUAAAGGGAAGCACACACAUUUUGGAGGACAAAAGGGAGGGCACCACACACACACACACCGCUAAUACAGAUAGGUUAAAAUGCUUGUAGAAUUGUGAUAUUGUAAGUACCUUCCCUCUACAUUUUUGUCUUGCAUGUCCAUGCAUCUCUGAAAGGCUGUUGGUUUUUUAGCAAACAAUUUACAUCUCUACUUUAUCUUUGGUUUUGCUCGCUCACUGCCUGCUCUAUACAGUUGACUAUUCUUUACAAAACAGCCCUCUAGCACACCUACUCGUACAACCUCCAUAUGGGUGUUAUAACCAUUCAUAGCUAUGUGUGUUACUUUAUAUUGAAUGACUGAGAUCCAUGUUAUGACCUAGGGGUGUGUGUUGGAGUGCGUGCAUGCCAUGCAUUGUUGUCAUGAAUGGGUAUAACUGCCUCUGUGUCACAUUAUGUAGGCUCUAAGACUGGUGUAGAAAGUGUAGUCUCAGAGCCUGCAUUGUCUUAAUGAGAGAUGCCUUUAAACCAUUCUCCAGUGUUGUCUGCUUUAGUGUCAUAAGUCGAUGACGACCUCAGAAUUUUGAAAUCUUUAUACUUUGCAAACAAAUGUGCAUUACCUUACUUAACAGUUGUCAUUGUAUUAUAGAAGUUUUAUUUUUCCCUGCUUGGUACAAUAGCAGUUACCUCAGUUUUACUAUUUAUGUUUUUCCCCUAUUCUUUUGCAAAACCAAUAAGAGAGCUUAUGAAUUCUCUUGCUUUUGUUUAUUGGUCGUUUUAAUUCUUACCAUUAAAAAUACAAUUGUAUCAUUUAACAUGUUGUAGUUUCAUAUGUAUAAUAUCUGUAACCAAAAUCAUUUGAAGGCUUGAUAUAAAAAAUUUUAACAAACAUUUGUACAUUUUAAAUUUUUUUUUUUAAAUGAGAGAUAUAACUAGUAAUGCUUUACUAAGUAGUGCAAAUGAUAUUCCCAGUCUUUUGGAUUUCAAAGGGUGGCUCGGUAAUAAAUGUAUAAUGUUC
Molecule: messenger RNA, 6305 nt
Organism: Xyrauchen texanus (razorback sucker)
Lineage: Eukaryota; Metazoa; Chordata; Actinopteri; Cypriniformes; Catostomidae
Product: E3 ubiquitin-protein ligase RNF38-like
Exons: 11
Coding region: 2342-3817 (491 amino acids)
Source: RefSeq, a predicted model, not a curated record